Trichoplusia ni (cabbage looper) is the source of this 1608-nucleotide messenger RNA. Its product is annotated as phosducin-like protein. The record is from RefSeq and is a predicted model, not a curated record. NCBI's taxonomy places the organism in Eukaryota, Metazoa, Arthropoda, Insecta, Lepidoptera, Noctuidae. The transcript has a single exon. Bases 182 to 988 code for a protein of 268 amino acids. Gene Ontology annotation, biological process: regulation of G protein-coupled receptor signaling pathway.
GAAACUUUCUUUCAACUUUCAGAAACAGUUGUCAGAUUCGGGAAAAUAACUUUAUCAUUCGAGUAGAGCAGUUGGGUUUGUAAACGCUGUGUUCAAAUUAGAUUUUAUUGUUUCAUUUGUAUACAUUCCGAUUUAAUUACUGUGAUUCAUCUAUUGUGAGAUACAGUAACUAAAAGCAGCCAUGGCCACAUUAGAUGAUAAACUUCUGGGUGAAAAACUGCACAAUUAUUGUAGUAGCAGUGAAGAUGAAGGAGAAUCUGACGACGAUAAAAGUGGAGACGAGGAGGGUGACGCUCCUAAAGCUCAGGCGUCGACUAAUGCCGAGCCACCGCCCAUAAACAGUUGGUCGGGGCAGGCGAGCAACACGGGCCCAAAAGGAGUACUUGAAGAUUGGCGAAGGUUCAAACAACUGGAAGCUGAGAAUCGUGCUGAAUUGGCUAAAGAACGUAUCGCACUAGCGAAGAAACUGACUCUGACCGUCCAACCCGAGCGUGAAGCUACUCAAGCCAAGCAGAUCGAGGAGCUGGAAGAUGAGCUGUCUGAACUGAUGGACGAGGAGUUCCUGCUGCAGUACCAGAAGCAGCGGAUGGAGGAGCUCAUGAACCAGCUACAGAAGGUACCCAAGUUUGGUGUAUUAACAACACUUAACAGCCAAGAUGAGUUUCUGAAUGCUAUUGAUAAAGAGGAUACUAAAGUGACAGUAAUUAUACACAUUUACAAUAAUAGUACUAGAGCUUGUGAGACUAUGGAUGGCUGUCUGAAUGUGCUAGCUACUGAGUACCCAACCAUCAAGUUUUGUAGAAUUGCUGCAGACAUUACAGGACUGAGCCGUCACUUCCGUGUUGAUGGAGUGCCAGCUUUAUUAGUGUACAAAGCUGGCCAGAUUAUUGGUAACUUUGUGCAACUGGUCACUGAACUUGGUACUGACUUCUUUGCUACAGAUGUGGAACGUUUCCUCAUUGAGUAUGGAAUGCUACCUGAGAAAUAGAGUUCAUUUAUAUUCUGCUUGUUUACAAUAUCACAGGUCUAACUCAUACAUUACGUAACAGUAUUACAACCUUGCUUUGAUAUUACCUGGAUACUGUUAUCAAUUGUUAUAGUUCAAGACUAUGAGAGUUAGCAUAUAAUUUAUUUAUUUUUAAGCUCACUUCUUUAUCUAUAAGGUUAAAAAAAGUAAUGCAUAAAGCAUGUCCUUACCAGUGUUUACAGUUACAUUUAAUUUAAUCAUGGUCUACUAACCUAUUUUUAGAAUUCAUUGUAUUAUUUAUCAAUAAGUAUGUGUAAUAAUUUUUCCUUUAAUAUUUUAUGUCCCACCAAUUAAUACAUAAACAUGGUAAUAUGAGUCUCGAUUCAUAUUUCAUAAAUAAUAUGUUUGUUAUGAAGAUAAAUAACUUCAAAACAAACAUCUUCACAUCAUGCCUUAUAUUUUUGAAGUGAUUAGCUAUCAACACCUCACAUAUCCUCAUUCAGACACCAACAUACUUAUUUGUCGACCAUAACUGCAUUUAAUAUGUGGCCAGUCUGCUGCCAAAUAACAAAAUCUAAUACAAUUUUGUUGGCUCUCAUUCCACCAUUCACUGUUCCAUCUUCUAUUGUCAUCAGUUAUAU